CUAGUUAAUUUAAUGUUACCUACAUUCAUAUUUUAUUUUGCUCUUUACGUUAAAUUUGGAACUAUUUAAUAUCGCGCACGUAUUGAGAGUCGUGCAGGUAUUGGGAGUUAUGAUUAAGUUUGGCGGAGUGAUACACAUACGAUGUGAGAUGCCACUAUUGUUGUCGACGUCACGGUCAGGUCAGUUGCCCUACGUUCUUUGUCAGCCGUUCAAGUGGAUCAAGUGACCAACGGAAGCCCUUUAAUAGCGAAUUCAGUUACCAUUAAGUUUAUAGGUGAGACAGGAGAGAGAAAUAUGCCUUAUAAUAGCUUUUAUAUUCUGAAUAUUUGAUGAAAUGUUGCCAUAUUGUUGAUUUAUUAAUAAAGUGCAAGAAAGUCGGUUUGGUUUAUGACUAUUUCCUGUUGUGAGUGCGGAACUUUACAAAAUUAAAAAAGUUUCAUGAUAUACUACGUUAUUUUCAAUCUUGACUAGAAUUAACAUAUAUGGCAACAUGUAUGUUUUAAGUUUCUUUUCUAAGGAUAUGGGAUAGACACACCCAGGAGGUAGACGCCUCCUCGUCGUCACCUCCCAUCACAAUCAUCUUGGCCUACGUCAUCAUUCUGUCUGAGAAGGGAGGCUAGCUAAAGCUGAUGUAUCCUAUCUGCGGCUUCUGUCAGUGUAAACAUGUAGCCCUCUCACCGCUUUAAACGCAUUGCCAUUAAACAGCGUCUCCUAGUUGUUGACCACAUUGACAGUAAUCCGGACAACGAUGGCUGUGUCGCUGGAAGUAGCCGUGUCGGAACCCAGGCGGUGUAACGUAGUGUUAGCUUGAUAACAAGCUAACACUGAGUAGCUAGCUAACUAUCGGGCCGUGUUUGUGUGAAGGCUGGCCUUGCUAAUUAGACAGCUAGCUUCCAGUUGGCAGCCAUGGAGGGCUAAAUCAAGGUUAGCCAAGAAAGAGAGGAUGGACAGUAAUGCAAUCUAACAAGGACACAUCAAGAAGUGGAGGAAAAUAUGAGUAAAUCCAGAAGUGGAGGUGCCUCGUCACCUGUGAAUGGGAAGCAAGACUGGGACACCAGGCGGAAGAGGAAAAUCGCGGACAUCACACAGGCCCUCAGUGUGAAUCCAGUGGAUGUGGCAGCUCUGAGGAGGAUGGCCAUUAGUGAAGGAGGUCUGCUGACUGAUGAGAUACGCUGUCAAGUCUGGCCUCGGCUUCUCAACGUUCCUCCUCAAGUCCUGGAGCAAGAGCCAGAAAGGGUAGAGCGGGAGAAUAACAAGGACUACAACCAGGUGCUGCUGGACGUCCAGCGCUCGCUCCGAAGGUUCCCACCUGGUAUGCCAGAUGAGCAGAGGGAGGGUCUCCAGGAAGAGCUAAUUGACAUCAUCCUCCUAGUUCUGAAACGCAAUCCCCAGCUGCACUACUACCAAGGAUACCAUGACAUUGUUGUCACCUUCCUAUUGGUCCUGGGAGAGCGCCUUGCAACUGCUCUUGUGGAAAAGCUCUCCACACACCACCUCAGGGACUUCAUGGAUCCUACCAUGGACAACACAAAACACAUUCUCAACUAUUUGAUGCCCAUCAUCGAGAGGGUCAACCCUGAGGUGCACGACUUCAUGCAACAGGCUGAAGUGGGGACCGUCUUCGCUCUCAGCUGGCUGAUCACCUGGUUCGGCCACGUCCUGUCAGACUUCCGCCACGUCGUCCGGUUGUAUGACUUCUUCCUGGCCUGCCAUCCACUGAUGCCCAUCUAUUUUGCUGCUGUGAUUGUACUGUACAGAGAAGAGGAGGUGUUGGAGUGUGAGUGUGAUAUGGCCAUGGUUCAUCAUCUGUUGUCUCAGAUUCCUCAGGAUCUGCCCUAUGAAACACUCAUCAGUCGAGCUGGAGACCUCUUUGUCCAGUUCCCUCCUUCUGAACUGGCCAGAGAGGCUGCUUCACAUGACAGCAUGGCAGCCUCUACCUUUAAGGACUUUGACCUUGCGUCCACGCAACAGCGGCCAGACUCUGUUCUCCGUCGCCGACGCAGACAGAAACAGGCCGCGCUGGAGAGCUCGGCUGCGAACGCAGUAGUGGCAGUGGCCCAACCUUCAGCAGCACGGCGGUUUGUUCGACUGGCCGUCAUGGGUCUCACCGUGGCUUUAGGGGCAGCGGCUCUCGCUGUGGUCAACACUGCCCUGGAGUGGGCCCCUAAGCUGGACCUGUUUCCUUGAACUGCUCCUCUUUAACGCCAGCACUCCACCGUAUCUGUGCUUGACUGUAUCUAGCUGGUGGGUCUGUUUCCAAGAACCCUUUAAUUAAUGAAACCACAAACCUUGCAGUCGAUAACACUGUCUGGAGUCUGCUCUGUAAACUGAACCAGUUAACGCUCCUCUCUCGUCUCCUAGGAUGCAUCUUUACAUCCUAUGUAGGGCUUCUCAGGCUCCAGCUGAAGGUCCUUUUUAUGACUCCUAAAGAGCGUGCACCAGUGUAACAGCAACAACUGCUGGUGUUCUGAAAUGAAGCGUCCAUCCUGUAUAAUGAAGAGACUGUUUUUCUAAGAACUAUUACUGACGGUGUCAUUAUCAAAGUUUAUUUAUAUUUGGUAUUAUCUGGUAUUGAGUUAUGCUCACAGAGAUUUAUGCUGAAAGCUUGGUGGACUCACUACACUUGAAACUGCUGCCAAUUAAGAGAGCUGGAGUGAAUGUAUGAGAGUGUGUGUGUGUAUGUGUGUUUGUUCGGUCGCGUGGUCGCAACCCAUUUGUUAUCUAUUUGAUACCUGGACUGAGACCAAAUCGAGGAUUGUUAUAAUCCUUUCUUUGUAUGAUUUACAGUUUAUUAAUUUAUAGGUAUGUUAGCGGCUGUAAAGAGAUACGCUCAUGACACACAGGCACUUUUUAAGGUCGUCAUUUUAUUAUGUUUUAGUUCAUUUUGUCCUCUUUAAAGUUGUUCGAAUAAACCUUUUUAGUCAAGAAAAGUAUUGUUCUUUCUGGGGUUGAGUAUCUUUAAAGGUAUACUAUGCAAGAAUUGUUGGUUACUAUCGUAAACACAACAAUCAGACUUGUCCCCUCCCCCCUACAGUGUUUACACUUACACUGCAAUCUACUGUACCAUUGUAGGAACGUUAAAUUUGUUGCAAUGGAAAAGCCUAAACUUUGGCGAGCUAACUAAGCUAACCAUCGGUGUUCACUACCUUUAUGCUACCUUUCAAACACACAAAACAGGCCAACUCUGCAUACCUCUUCAGCCCCAUCUUCUCCUACAAUGUGAAAGCCAACCCCAGAUUCACACAAGCUUCACACAAGUUGGGACAAGCUUUGUCUGCUUGGCGUUCUGCCUCGCUACAUUUGCAUUUUUUCUUUCUUUUGUAGCUUCCUCCUACUAUAGAUUUUAUAAAGUCCCAACCUCACCUGUGCUGUUUUUGGCAGAGGGCUACACGCACAAAAAUGUCCUGACAACAGCAAAAAAAUUAAGAAUACAGGCAGAGUACGUUUUUUUUUUUCUUCAUUUAUUCGUUCAUUUUCUGUAACCGCGUAUCCUGUUAGCGGUCGCGUCGGGGCAGAGCCUACCCCAGCCGACAUUGGGCAAGAGGCGGGGUACAUCACGGACAGGUUGCCAGACUAUGGCAGGAAAAUCUUGCAUAGUAUACCUUUAAAACACGUCAACAGUCGCCACCCUUGACUACAUAUUUUAAUUCUGGCUCAUGGUUGCGGUCAGCUAAAGUCACCUGUAGGACGUUUUAAACAAAAUGUUAUUGUUAUCAAUGUAGCCUGCCUGAGACACCAUUUUGUUUCCCUAAACAUCAGAGGAAUAGGCUGCAGAAUAGAGUACAACUUUCAAUGUCCAGGAAAUAAAAACUCGACCAUAUCGAAAUUGCUCUCUAGUUAUUUACUCAUUGAAUUGUUGGGUAGUACAACUUUAAAAAUGUGUCUGUGUUUCAUGGCGCCUGAUGACUGGCAUAUGUUUUCUGCGUCACUUUUUCUGGAGUAGAUGAUUAACUCUCUCCUCAUAUUUCAGCAACACACUCACUUAAUGCCUAGUAACAGAAAAUAUCAGAGCUGGGAUAAACAGCAAGUAAAUGAAGUAGAUACUCUUUGGGUUGGCACAGUGGGGGACCCAGUUUGCACUGACGGCAUUAGUUUUACAAAAUCACUGAAGGAUUAUUUAGAUAGGUGCUUUUCUCACUCCUGAUGUAAGGGUGCUCAUCUCUGGAAGAAAAGAAAGCACCUGAGCCUUCAAACUCAUACUAUCCAAGGUUUUUGUUUUAAACAUGAAUUCAGCUUUAACACAUGCCAUUUAGUUAGUUGAAUUGCUUAGCAUACACAUUUCAGAGACAGUCCAGCUCAUUCCAACGUUCCAGUCAUUUUCACUCAAUCACAUUUUUAUAGUAACGGGAUCGCUUAGGUUUUAGUGGUGUGGCACUUGCCUGAAUAGCCAAGUCUUAUCAGUAAAUACAUAGCGAAUAGUUUGUCAGAGCACUUCAUUCUAAGAUGGUGAAUCGGGGUCGUCUGUAAUUUUUAUGAUGUAUGUUGCUUAACAGAAAAUCUGCAGAAUUAUCGAUUUAGUUCGAGGUCACCUACAUUGUACGGCACAACAACCAGUCAGCUAGAAGUAGUCACGUCAGUUGACAUGUUGAGAGAAGUCGUUGUUGCCAUUUUAGGAACUGAAUACUCGGGCAUCCCAUUCGUAUUAUUACGGUUGAUUGGUUUAUUGCCUUUGUAGUGAAACACUGCUUCAGCUGGUCAGGGAUCUGCUAACUGAAGACAUUAAAAGUGAUCUGGAACGUGUCCAAUGAUGCUCGUGAGGUUCUUGAGACUGUAGUUGUUCAGCAGUAUUUAAAUGCACCAUGUAUCUGCACUCGGUUUUCAUUUACUGUCAUUGCACUAAAUGAUUUGUCUGCCUUUUAUGUUUAUUUUGUUAUAAUGAAACUGUCAUACUAAUGUAAAGUUGUACAAGAGAAUGCUAAUAAACUAGAGUGAAAAUGUUCAA
Molecule: messenger RNA, 4942 nt
Organism: Epinephelus fuscoguttatus (brown-marbled grouper)
Lineage: Eukaryota; Metazoa; Chordata; Actinopteri; Perciformes; Serranidae
Gene: tbc1d20
Product: TBC1 domain family, member 20
Exons: 8
Coding region: 994-2187 (397 amino acids)
Biological process (GO): positive regulation of GTPase activity; endoplasmic reticulum to Golgi vesicle-mediated transport
Cellular component (GO): endoplasmic reticulum membrane
Molecular function (GO): GTPase activator activity
Source: RefSeq, a predicted model, not a curated record